Molecule: messenger RNA, 1841 nt
Organism: Dermacentor albipictus
Lineage: Eukaryota; Metazoa; Arthropoda; Arachnida; Ixodida; Ixodidae
Gene: Ids
Product: iduronate 2-sulfatase
Cellular component (GO): cytoplasm
Molecular function (GO): iduronate-2-sulfatase activity
Source: RefSeq, a predicted model, not a curated record
UGUUUCUUAACAAUGGAGGUCUAGCUAUGUGACCUACCUAGGAAAUCUCAGCUCGACCUGACGUCAUAUCGGCCGCUUGUUCCUUCGAGUUUAUAUGGAAGAAGUAAGCGGUCAAGUGGGACAGCCAAGACUGCAGAGCCACAGAAGACGCAAUAGGACAGUGAGGCGAUGCUGAUAAAAUGUGCUCGGCUUUUCUGAUAAUUGCCGGUGCGUCCCUCUGGCUGGCGUGCACCCCACAGCAGGCGACGUCUUCAAGCGUUGAAUCUGCACGGAAGCCCAAUGUCCUUCUAAUAAUUGCGGAUGACCUGCGGCCAACCUUGGGCUGCUAUGGCGAUGAGCUGGCGCUGACACCGUCCAUCGACAGCUUGGCUCAAUAUGGUGUGCUCUUCACAAAUGCUCACGCACAGCAAGCCCUCUGUGGACCGAGCAGGACAUCGUUCCUGACAAGCCGCCGGCCAGACACGCUUCGCGUCUAUGAAAACCACUGCCACUAUUGGCGCCACACAGUGGGCAACUUCACCACGAUUCCACAGUACUUCAAGGAAAACGGCUACCACACUGUCAGCGUGGGCAAAGUCUUUCAUCCAGGACCUCCAACUGGCCGCCACCUGGACUAUCCGUACAGCUGGUCUGUCAAGCCAUUUACGCCGAAAUCCCUAUAUUUCGAGAACAAAGAGGUUUGCCCCGACCCGAGCGGUACCCCCAAGGCGAACCUUCUGUGCGCUGUGAACGUGUCCACGCAACCCCUACAAACGCUGCCGGAUCUGCAGAACGUUGAAGUCGCGACGAAAUUCUUGAGAGAAUGGCCUUCAAGAGAGGGCACAAGCAGCGCACAGACGCCCUUCUUCCUUGCUGUUGGCUUCUACAAACCCCAUGUUCCUUUCAGGAUACCGAAAGAGUACCUCGAGCUGUACCCCAUUGAACGUAUCAGGCUUCCACCAGACCAUGAGCUACCCGUUGACCUACCACCUGUGGCUUGGAAUCCUUGGACUGACGUCAGAAGGCGUCACGAUGCCAGCCUCCUCAACGUCAGCUUUCCGUACGGCCCUCUCCCAGUUGACUUCCAGAAAGAAAUACGCCGACAUUACUACGCGGCGGUUACGUACAUGGACAAGCAAGUGGGAAAGGUUCUGACUGCACUCGAUGAGGCUGGCCUUCGCAGCGACACGCUAAUCGUCUUCGUAGGCGAUCACGGGUGGUCACUCGGCGAGCACCAGGAGUACAGCAAGUACAGCAACUUCCAAGUGGCCACGAACGUACCCUUGAUCGUGUCACCGCCGAGGUCCCAAAGAAGCUCAACACCAGGAAAAGCGGCGGAACGUGUCGACGACCCAGUGGCAUUGGUGGACCUGUUCCCAACACUGGCGUCUCUGGCGUCGCUUCCAGUGCCUCCCAGCUGCCAGUCGGCGGUUGGUUCGUCGCAGAGCCAGACGACCUGCACGGACGGCGUAAACUUGGUUCAUCCAGUGGAACGAAAGGAGGUGCUGCACCAGUACCCGCGCCCUUCGGCUACCCCGCAGGAGAACAGCGAUCAGCCGGUACUCGGAGAUAUUCGCAUCAUGGGCUACUCCAUGCUGUCGCGCGACUACCGCUACACCGAGUGGAUUGGCUUUGACACGACGAACUUCCGCCGAAACUGGACCAACGUUUACGCCCGCGAGCUGUACAACUUGAGCUCGGACUCUCGCGAAGACCGCAACGUGGCGGGCUCGCCAGAGUACAAAGACGUCGUCGUAGCGCUGUCCUCCAGGCUUCGCGAACUUGUUGGAAGCUGAGCGGUUUCUAAAGGCGCUCGUAUAGCGCGAGUUGUCAAAUAAAUGCGCGUGCUCUCGUAAGAGAAG